AAUCUUCCUCUGCCAUUGAGAUGCCGUGAAUAUGGUCAGUGGAGGUCUGCAGCGCCGGAAAGUGGACCUGGACUUUUAUCUGCGCCGUGUCUUCCAGAAAAACUCCUUCAGGCCACUGCAACGCGAUGUAAUCACGGCCGCUGUCGAGGGACAUGAUGUGUUUCUACAGGCAAACACGUCGUUCGGAAAGAGCCUGUGCUUUCAGCUUCCAGCAGUAACCACUCAUGGAGUGACUGUCGUGAUCUGUCCACUGCUGGCGCUCAUGACAGACCAGGUCAAGGCACUGCAAGCACUCGGAGUCGCAGUAGCGACAAUCAACUCCACCACCCCGAUCUCCGAAAGACGAGUCAUCUUGGAUGACCUCUUGUCCGGCCAUCCUAGGACUCGCCUUCUUUAUGUGACGCCGGAACUUUGCCAAACAGAGACCUUCCGGCGGAAUCUUCAAACCAUUCACUCGCAGGGUGAGCUGAUCCGCAUAGCCAUCGACGAAGCCCAUUGCAUCAGCGAAUGGGGCCACGACUUCCGGCCUGCCUACAAGGAACUCGGCUGGUUUCGGCGAGCUCUGACCAAUCCAACCGUUCCGAUUAGUGCUCUAACGGCGACAGCAACCCCCCGUGUCCGCGCGGACAUCAUCAAGCUCUUAGGUUUGGAUCCGCUACGGCUGAGGAUUUUCAAUACUCCUUCCGCCCGUCCAAAUAUCCACUACGAGGUCCGGUACCUAGACGAUUUUGCCAGCGAUCCGACAGAGCCUGAACUGUUUCAGAUUAGGGACUUCGUGGCAUGGCUUCAGUCCGUGCAGACCCGCAGAGAGGCGCGAUUGGGCGCUGAAGAAACUGCGAAGCUACCGCCGGUGUCCGGAAUCAUCUACGUGCCCCUCAGAACCAUCUCUGAAAAGCUUGCGAGCGCCCUCUCAAAAGCUUGGGACGGCCGUAUCCAUGCUGUAGCCUACCACGCGGGUCUCUCUCCAGAAGAUCGAACCCGAAUUCAGUCUGAGUGGACAUCCACGAAGCCUAUCUCCCAAAUCGCCAGUAAUGAUAAUGCCGGAAACACACCAAACCGCGCAGCCUUUUACAUCAUUGUCGCGACCACCGCCUUCGGCAUGGGGAUCGAUAGCCCGCACGUGCGGUUUGUCAUCCACUGGACCCCCCCGCGCAGCUUCGAAGGCUUCGUCCAGGAAUCUGGGCGCGCCGGUCGCGACGGCCGCGCCGCAGCCUCGAUCGUCUACUACAAUACCCAAGAACGGGACCGAAUCCUUGACCGCCUGCAGCGCGAUGUCGAGAAUGCCCAUAACCGCACCGGCGGGUCCACCAGCAGCAGCAACAACAACAACCAGAAGACCAGCAGCAACAACCGAACAACCAACUCAACCGUGCAGAACCAGUUUGCCCGGUUGGCUAGUUUCCAGAAGGUGAUUGGCUACUGUGAGACCACAUCCAGGUGCAGACACGAGAUGAUCAAGGAUUUCUUCGGCGACCUCGAGCUCGAAAAGAUGGGUUCGCAGGUCCCCGCGUCGACACAAAUGAGCCCCGGCUGCGCUACUUCCCCUUGCGACUUCGCGUGCGACUUCUGCAAGGAGGGAUCGCAAGGGGUCGCGAAACGGAAGGCCAGAAUGGCGCCUCAGAGCCAUCCGGACGACUUUGUUGAUAUGAAUGUCCCUUGGUACAUGCAGAAGAUGUUCCCUGCGAUGUUUCCAGGGUAUCGAGAUUAG
This is a messenger RNA of Aspergillus saccharolyticus JOP 1030-1, 1708 nucleotides long. Its product is annotated as putative RecQ family helicase RecQ. The record is from RefSeq and is a predicted model, not a curated record. Gene Ontology annotation, molecular function: ATP binding; nucleic acid binding; 3'-5' DNA helicase activity. Gene Ontology annotation, cellular component: chromosome; cytoplasm. Bases 32 to 1708 code for a protein of 558 amino acids. Gene Ontology annotation, biological process: double-strand break repair via homologous recombination. The transcript has 4 exons. Lineage: Eukaryota; Fungi; Ascomycota; Eurotiomycetes; Eurotiales; Aspergillaceae.